This is a messenger RNA of Aspergillus piperis CBS 112811, 1342 nucleotides long. RefSeq lists its product as uncharacterized. Lineage: Eukaryota; Fungi; Ascomycota; Eurotiomycetes; Eurotiales; Aspergillaceae. The transcript has a single exon. The record is from RefSeq and is a predicted model, not a curated record. The coding region runs from base 261 to 1067 and encodes 268 amino acids. Gene Ontology annotation, biological process: mycotoxin biosynthetic process.
GUCACGAUCAAUUGGUCCUUCUAGGGGGACACAAUGUGUGCUCCCAGAAUAGGGAUUCUGCGAUGUAACCGCACCAUGCACGAGACAACCUGUGCGUUUCACUCGAUGCCAUCACGACACACGGGCGAGGUUUGAUUUCUGGGGGUUCGUCACGCACUGCAUCUUACUUGGUAUGUCUGACUUGAGCAAUUUUUGUAGUUGGAAGGCCUCCUCCCUCUUGCCCUCCCUAACAACUGGAGAUCCAAAAAGAAAACCCCAACAUGCCCACACAAACACGCUUCCUCUAUAGUAUACUAGCAACACUUAUCUUUCUCCUUUUCACAACUCUUGGUAUCAUAUACACAUCAACCGGCAGCUUAGCCAGUUUCUCCCAAAAGUUCCACAUACAUGUUUGUCCAAGCGAGCCUCGAUCUACACCUCCAAUCAUCCGGAAAUUCCAAUCAUUGACUCCGUUACUGGGUGCUAAAUCCGAUGGCUCUCUACCUCAUGAUACAAAUCGCUCAUGGGAAUCUCUUCUUCUCCCCGAAAACGGCGGUAUUCUGAAGGUCCGGACGGAUAACAACACCAUUACCGACUACGGGAUCUCCAUGUUCCAUCAGCUUCAUUGCCUAACUGUUCUUCGGGGGCUGAUUUUCCCUGAAACCUCUCAGCAUCACGGUGUUUCGACCUCGCCGUCACAUUCGGGUGAUGAGCAUGAAGACGCAGUGCACUGGGCUCAUUGUUUUGAUUAUAUUGCCCAGGUGAGUGGGGUGAUCCUUCUGGGCGCGGUAGAGUUCGAGAAUACUGACAAUGAAAAGUCCAUAAUAUGUGCAGCAGAUGGUACUAUUGAGCCACCUCAUCCAGCGCUUAAUAAAGAUGGGAAUCGAAUCCUCGUCAUCGAUGGGAUUGGGCAUGCCCAUCAAUGCAGGGACCCGGAGCCGUUAUGGAGGGCUGUUCGAGAUAGUGGGAGUAAUCCCGUCUAUCUUUCUGAAGUGAAGGAUACUGUCGGCCAUAGUGAGUUUCCUCUAAAGGAGGAAGCUACGUGCCAGAGUGCUUGUUCGAUGCCAGAGCCAUACCGGAUUGAAUGAGACAGUGGUUAGGAAUAUGGUAGAUAAUCGUCGGACAUAGUGAACGACGUGCUGUGAAAUAACUGGGCUGCUAGAAGCCGUACAUCUCAAAUCAUGGACUUCCAUCUGGUAGAUUGCGGAGUAGACACACUAUGAACGAUUUGUUCGCAGUUAGGGCGCGCUGGCCUCGGCUUCACCCAAGUUGGGAAUCCCGAGAUAACUCUGGAAGGGUUUUGUCAUGUAGGCAAAUUCCGGUCGCAUAUCUCAACCAAAGUAGAACCCAGAUGCGAUUACUC